AUGAACGCAAAGGCCGAUAUCCGGAAAGGGGGAGCUCGACGGCACUGCUGUCAGCUUAAACAUUUUUUUCUUCGUCUUCCUGACUCCCAAGCUAAAAUGUCUGAGAAAGGAGAAAAGGGAGGGAAAUCUGCUUUAAAAUCUCCAGCUUCUAAAGGAAAGGACAAGGGAAGAAAAGUUCAGUUUGAUUCCGAAGACAUGUUCGAUGAAAAAUUUGAGACAAAUGGAAAUGGCAAGUCUAAUGGGAAGGCUGAUGGCUAUUCUGGUAAAGGCAAAGGGGGAAAGGGAGAUAAGGGAGGCUCUGGAAAAAAAGAACCUCGUGCACUUUUGCUCAAUGUUGAACAGGAGAUUCCUGAGAAUGUGACAUGUUUGAUGGAUUGUGAAGCUGCACAAAUCUUGCAAGGAAUCCAAGAACACAUGGUGUUACUGUCAAAGGAUCCAUCAAUUAAAAUCCCAAUUUCAUUUGAUAGGGCAUUGCAGUAUGCAUCCAGAGGCAAUCAUUACACUGAUCCUCACUCUGUUAGAAAAGUAUUGGAACCUCUCAAGAACCAAGGUGUUUCUGAUGCCGAGAUGUGUCUCAUUGCAAAUACUGCAGUUGAAUCUGUUGGCGAAGCUUUUGGUCUCAUGCCAUCAUUAAAGGCGAAAAAAAGCAAAGUCAAGGAGCCAUUGAAAAGUGCGUUGACUGAGCUGGAAAAGCUCAAAAUUGUGAUGGAAAGCACCAAAAAGGCUAUAGUCCUUGAUUGAAGGAAUCCAUGGGAAAAAAAAACCGAUGCUUGUUUUUCUGUUCUGUUUUUUAGUGUAUAGAUUUCAAUGCUUCUGUUGCUAAUCAACAUCUAUCUAAAUUCUAACAU
Molecule: messenger RNA, 848 nt
Organism: Lactuca virosa
Lineage: Eukaryota; Viridiplantae; Streptophyta; Magnoliopsida; Asterales; Asteraceae
Source: the annotation of a GenBank genome assembly